AUGUUGCAGGUUCAAUGGCCAUUAUCCCUUGUUAUAUCAAGAAAAACCUUAACAAAGUAUCAGUUGAUUUUCCGCUUUUUGUUUAGCUGUAAACACGUGAACCGGCAGCUCUGUGGGGCUUGGCAAGUACAUCAAGGUGUCCGUGCACUUGACAUUCAAGGAACUGCAAUCUCUGCUUCAUCUUUGCUAUGUCGUAGUAUGCUUAAAUUUAUAAACAGUCUUGUCCACUACCUAACAUUUGAGGUUCUUGAACCCAAUUGGCAUGUGAUGCAUAACAGACUUCAAACUGCGAAGAGCAUAGACGAGGUCAUCCAACACCAUGAUUUUUUCCUUGAAAAGUGCCUGAGAGAAUGUUUGCUUCUUUCACCUGUCCUCCUUAAGAAGGUGGAGAGGUUAAAAUUGAUAUGCCUUCAGUAUGCUGUAGCAACUCAGUGGCUGAUUACAUCUUCCAUUGACAUUCCCAAAGCAGGCAUUGAAAACACGCGAGUCAUUGAAUCUAUCAUGAAAUUUGAGAGGGAAUUUACUGCUGAGCUUCAGAGUCUGGGGCCAAUAUUGAGCAGCAGUUCCCAAGCAGAGCCCUAUUUGACUCAUCUUGCCCAAUUGAUUAUUGGGGUUGGUUGGGACCAGUAAGUUCUUAUACAUUUGCUCUAUUGUGAUAUUUACAAGUAAAUGUCUCCUAUGAGAUGAUAACAAGAACUGUGUAUAUUGAUCCACCUCCUGUUUUUUGGCCAGUCAUUGGUUGUACCUACAGAUAGAAUUACCUCCCCCCCCCCCCCC
Molecule: messenger RNA, 777 nt
Organism: Ilex paraguariensis (yerba mate)
Lineage: Eukaryota; Viridiplantae; Streptophyta; Magnoliopsida; Aquifoliales; Aquifoliaceae
Source: the annotation of a GenBank genome assembly